GAGAGAGAGAGAAAAAACACUUCCGUCUGCCGCUUCACCGCUUCGUCCAUUCCGUCGCCAUUCGGCGGAGAAACCCUCGCAAUCUUGCCGCUGGUCGGUUGUCAUUUCUUCGCUGGGUUUCGGGGUAGAAUUGGGAAAGUGAAAACGAAAUGGGUGAUACUGAAGAAGGAAACAGUGAUAUGAUCCAACGAGUACAGUCUUCGUUUGGGACUUCAUCGUCUGUUCCUAAACAACAGCCACAAAAACCAGUUUCAUUUAAUCAACUCGAUAUCCCCCAGUUGAACACAGCCCCAUUCCGUGGCCAAAAUCGACAGUUUUCCCCAAAUUAUAAUCUCGAUAAUAGCAGUAAAAGAGUCGGUAUCCCGCCGUCCCAUCCACAAUUCCCGCCGGUCUCACCUUACUCACAGAUUCCGGUGACUCAGACUUCAGGGAAUAAUCAUAAAAUUGGGGGUUCACAGAGCUUUACUCAUGGUCCAGGGCCAUCCCAUUCACGAUCGUUAUCACAACCUUCCUUUUUCCCUUUGGAUUCUCUUCCCCCUUUGAGCCCAUCUCCUUAUCGGGAUUCUCCUUCAGCACGAUCCUCUGAUCAGCUCCCAGGCGAUAUUUCAAUGGAAGAACGUGAUGGGAAUUCACACUCUUUGUUGCCACCUUCUUCUCCUUUUGGGCGUGGGAAUUCGGCUCGAACCGGUGAGAAUCUUCCACCACGAAAAGCUCAUAGGCGGUCCAACAGUGAUAUUCCAUUUGGGUUCUCUACUAUCUUGCAAUCAUCACCGCCAUUGAUUCCGUUAAGAAGUCCGAAUACUUUGGAACGAGCUGCGUCUUCAAGAGACAAUUCGGGCUCAAAGCCCAUUCAGUUGGUGAAAAGGGAAUCGAGUUGGGAGAAAGUUGGUGGUGAAGGCAAUGCCGAAGGAACUGGAGAGAAGAAAUCUGAAGGGGAAGUGGUGGAUGACCUGUUUUCGGCUUAUAUGAAUUUAGACAAUCUCGACACGUUAAACUCUUCGGGAACCGAUGAUAAACAAGGAACCGAGAAUCGUGAAGAUUUGGAUAGCCGAGCUAGUGGAACAAAAACAAACGGUGGUGAUAGCAGUGAUAACGAAGCUACAAGCAGUGUGAAUGAAAGCGGAAAUCAUAUGCAAAGAUCGGGAAUCAGUUCUAUUUCCGAUAAACGAGAAGGGAUUAAACGGAGUGCUGGUGGAGACAUCGCUCCAACUACGAGACAUUAUAGAAGCGUUUCGAUGGAUAGCUUUAUGGGAAGGAUGAACUUCGGUGAUGAAUCACCAAAGCUUCCUCCUUCCCCUGGUGGGAAUGUUAAUCAACUAUCCCCAAAUAAUUCCAUUGAUUCAAAUUCAAAUACUUUCAGCUUGGAGUUCGGGAAUGGUGAGUUUACGGGGGCCGAGCUCAAGAAAAUCAUGGCUAAUGAGAAACUUGCUGAGAUAGCUUUAACCGAUCCCAAACGAGCCAAGAGGAUCUUGGCUAAUCGCCAGUCUGCUGCUCGAUCAAAAGAACGGAAGAUGCGUUACAUUACAGAAUUGGAACACAAGGUUCAAACUUUACAGACUGAAGCAACGACAUUAUCUGCACAGCUUACGUUAUUGCAGAGAGAUUCAGCUGGGCUCACAAGUCAAAACAAUGAGCUAAAGUUUCGUCUGCAAGCUAUGGAACAGCAGGCCCAGCUUCGAGAUGCUUUAAACGAGGCUUUGACUGCCGAGGUUCAACGUUUGAAGAUCACGACCACAGAGCUAAGUGGAGACGCUGCCAAGUUUUCUCAACUCUCGAUCAGUCCACAAAUGUUCCAGUUACACCAACAGCAGCAGCAGCAGCAGCACUCUCAUCAAAUGCAACACCAAAACCCGCAGCAGUUGCAACAGCAAAACGGCGGUGCAGGCACCAAGCACGAGUCGAACCAAUAGGACAGAGUCGGGGUUUUCGGAGGUGCCGAGUUUGUGCAUACCAUCAGUAACGAGCGACUUAAUAUAUCUCAGGUGGAUUCAAUUCAUUAGUUUUUGCGUCUUUUCGGAAGUACAUACCAAGGUGGGUUCUUUUAUCGACUUCUAAUAUUACCAGACUUAGCAGCUUCGAUCUUUCAUCGAGCUUUUUAGCCAUUUAUUUUAUAUAUAUAUAUAUAUAUACACAUAUUUCUUUGUGUUUGAAGAUUUCUUUUUGUUCAUGAUCUUGACAAAUUCAUGGGAUUUGAACUUGUUUUUGUUUUCAUUAUGAUGUGGAGUUGAUUGAA
Molecule: messenger RNA, 2233 nt
Organism: Cynara cardunculus var. scolymus (artichoke)
Lineage: Eukaryota; Viridiplantae; Streptophyta; Magnoliopsida; Asterales; Asteraceae
Product: probable transcription factor PosF21
Exons: 5
Coding region: 150-1910 (586 amino acids)
Biological process (GO): regulation of DNA-templated transcription
Cellular component (GO): nucleus
Molecular function (GO): DNA-binding transcription factor activity
Source: RefSeq, a predicted model, not a curated record